This is a messenger RNA of Exophiala oligosperma, 2232 nucleotides long. RefSeq lists its product as uncharacterized. The transcript has a single exon. Gene Ontology annotation, molecular function: protein binding. Gene Ontology annotation, cellular component: nucleus. NCBI's taxonomy places the organism in Eukaryota, Fungi, Ascomycota, Eurotiomycetes, Chaetothyriales, Herpotrichiellaceae. The record is from RefSeq and is a predicted model, not a curated record. The coding region runs from base 551 to 1756 and encodes 401 amino acids.
CCCAUGUUUUGUUUCUACCUGGUCGAAUGUGGUACAUUGUUGUACAGGUUACAUAUGUUACAUAUGUACUUGACCCCCCUGUAUCUCGAGAGUGCUUCUGGAAUCUUCCUGAAUUGUUCUUCUCAAUUGAUUCUUGUCUGAAAUGACGAUCUACUGUAAUAUGCUGGAUGCUCGACGAGGCUGCGACGCGGGGGACAAAUAUUCAUGACGUCAAGACUGAGGCGCGCCCUGCAGCCUCGUAGCCUUGUCUUUCUCCUGGUGAAAUCCCGAUGUCUAGAUAUUUCCCAACACUUUGUUCGGUUCCUUUUGGGUCCUUUGUAUCAAGGAGGUUGAAUGGUUUUGAACCAACAAUAAAUACCAUCACUUUGACGUCGAGGUUCUAUACCGUGGUAGGUUCACGUUGUCCAGGAAUACGAGCCAAUCAACGCCAAGCCAUUCCAUUCCGCAAAGAAGAGAAUAUUUUCCUCCAAAUCCCUGACUGGGGGUUCGACCAUCGUUUGUCAAAUGUAGGACAAGAACAAAGAAAGAAAGUUCAAGUCGACAUAAUGCCAUGUCCCGACCCGGACCUGUUGGUCAAAAUGCACGUCCAUUGUCGGACUAUUUCGAAGUCCGCAACACCAAAACAUCAGGCCGUGGAGUUUUCGCCUUGACCGACAUCCCACCCGACACGACCUUACUCGAGACGUGUCUCAUAGCGGCGAGCACGAUAUACAAACCCUACGCCAAGGAAGUUUGCGCGCAAUGUUUCGCCUACGACCGUGGGGUUUUGUGGAAGAUCCGCGACAAUUCUCGUAAUGUCGUGUUCUGCGGCGAGUCAUGUCGAGAACUAUGGUCGACGUCUACACCUCCUUCGGCUCUCGUCGCACGUGAACAAGUCCAGGAAUUUCUUGUCCGGCGCAACAAACAAAAGUUGUGGGAUUCUGAGAUUGUAGACUUCAACAAACCUUCCGUCGAAGAGAUCGAGAAAGCAUGGACAGAGGCGGAGGAGAAAGCCAACCUGAUUCGAGCCGCUCGAUCAUCAACGUCAAACCCAAAAACCAAGGCACAACUCAAGACUCUGAGACAGGUGCGACAAUCCCUACAUCCCGACCCGGAUACUCUAUGGUUCUUGCUCGACGCCGUCACUCAAGUUCUCGGUCGAGACGGCAUUUUGGAAUCAUCAACCGCCGACCUCGCAGUCGACCCUCGACCUUACAUCAACACCGAAGAUCUCGGUUUUCACGUCGAAGCUUACCUGGUUUUACUCGCCACCGUUCCUGAACAGGUCCUUCCGCACGUCCAACAGUCCCUCCUGAGGACCAUUCAAUCACGUACCACGCACAAUUCGUUUGGUCUUCGAUCGUUGGAUGAGGGAGGAGGAGGAGGAGGAGGUGCCGAAGCCGACGCCGACGCCGGACGCACGACAAUGGCCGUAGGCAGUGAAUGUUUCGGGUUCGGUGUGUGGCCGGAAGCGAGUUAUUGGAAUCACAGUUGUGAACCGAACCUGAAGAAAUCUCGGGCGGGAAGGACCUGGAGAUUCUCCACGUCCCGUAGCGUCAAACCCGGGGACGAAUUGUGCAUAAGUUAUCUGGGGGGGGAUGAGAGGGACAUGUCGACCGUGGAACGAAGAGAGAAACUCCAGAGGAUCUGGGGCUUCGAAUGUGCUUGUACAAAAUGUGUCGCCCCAACUUGGGUAUCGAGCACACACAUCACAACACCACAAAACUAUAAACACCUAGGUGGUGUGACGAGUGACGACUUAGGUAGGAAGAAGUGAUGAACCAAGUCUCAUCGAUCGUCAUUUUUACACACACACCGUCGAAACCCCUCACCCGUAGGUCUUGUUGGGUCGGUUUGACCAUGAUGAUGUCGAUGUGUACUCCAUAGAAAAGGAGGCCUCGACUAGUACAGAAUAAAACCUCUUUCUCCAUUCUGGUACAUAUCUACCGAAAGAGGAAAAAGGUCACCUCGCCCGGAUUGUAAUGAAUCUAACAUGGCAUAUUUUUGGGGCAAGGUGAGGUAGCCAUAUCAGGUAUUUGAUUUUUGUGUUCCUCGGGGUGCGACGAGUUUCAGGAAAGACCGCACUCACUCAGUCCACUCUGCCGACUUGUCUCACACUCGGUAGGGGAUGAUGCAAAGAACUAGGAGAUACGUUUUCCAAAAGGAUCCGGACUAGGACAUAACAAAAGGACUCGACUAAUCAUUCAAAAAAGGGGAUUCUCCUCGAGGACAUGGGAGCUUACAUGACGUGUG